Zootoca vivipara (common lizard) is the source of this 3489-nucleotide messenger RNA. It is a transcript of the gene PTTG1IP, whose product is annotated as PTTG1 interacting protein. The record is from RefSeq and is a predicted model, not a curated record. Gene Ontology annotation, cellular component: nucleus; cytoplasm. NCBI's taxonomy places the organism in Eukaryota, Metazoa, Chordata, Lepidosauria, Squamata, Lacertidae. Gene Ontology annotation, biological process: protein import into nucleus.
UUCCCUCGGCCCCGCCUUUCGGGGGGAGCUGCCCUGUUGUCCCCCCCGCCCAGCGCGCGCUCCCGCCCCGUGUGCGUGUGUCACGGCGGGUGUGGGUGUGUUUGUUUCCUGUUGAGCUCGGAGAACUGAGGAGAAAGAAGCGCAGUGAAAGCAGAAAAGUGUGUGUGUGAGAGAGACAGACAGACAGAGACACAGACACACACAGAGAUAGUGUUCCCUGGCGCCAGAAGAAGAGGAAGCCUGGCUUUGGGGGACGCCUUCUCCGCCAUGGGCCACUACUGCCUCCGAGCCUCUCCGCGGCCCCUGCUCCUGCUCUGUGUCCCGCUGCUCUUCGCUGUCGCCCGCGGAGCUCCCACGCCCGGGCCCGGGGAGCAAGGAGUAGGCUGCCAACAGUAUACAAACAAAACUUGCGAGGAAUGCCUGAAAAAUGUCACGUGUUUAUGGUGCAGCAGCAGCAAACAAUGCCUGGAAUAUCCUGUUCGAAAUAUCCUCCCGCCCAGUUCACUUUGCCAGUUGAGUAAGGCCCGCUGGGGUGCCUGUUGGGUGAAUUUUGAAGCUCUCAUAAUUACAAUGUCCGUGGUGGGAGGAAUAAUCCUUAUUGCUCUUUGUGUUUGUUGCUGUUGUUGCUGCAGGCAAAAAAAGAGCAGAAAACCUGAUAAGGAGGAUGAGAAAGUUGCCCGAGAGAGAGAACAGAGAAGAGUAAGACAGGAAGAGAGGAGAGCAGAGAUGAAAUCAAGGCAUGAUGAAAUCCGGAAAAAAUAUGGUUUGUUUAAAGAAGAGAACCCAUACGCCAAAUUUGAAAACGACUAAGAUUUCUUUUGAAAAGCCAAAGUAAGCUCUGCCAGUGCUGUAUAUAGAAUGUGUAGUACAGCUGCUAAGAGAUCCAGUAAAUUGCAUGCCUUAAUUGCAAAUGGAAAAUUGGUCUUAAUAGAAGACAGCUGUUAAUAUACAGUGAGAUAAACGAACAAGCCAAACAUACCUCUGAAAACCAGAUUGCCUAGCAGGCUGGAGAUGUUAGAAUUUUUCUUCUUUCUGUCCUGCAGGUGCCUGUGCUCUUAUAUGUAUAGUAUAACAUAACUUUUGUUUGCUGGUCAAAUCUUGGAACAAAUUUGUUCAUGAAGUGGAGAGAGACAGUGCACAUUUCUUGUUGCCAAUCUUUUCUAUGGUCAACAAGUUAUAGCUGUUUUUAAUUGAAGGGUAGGAGUUGGGUGGUCAUCUAAAAAAAACUAGGUGGGUAGGCUAUAUGAAAGGAACAUAGGCUUUAAUUGUGCCACUAGCAAAAAGUGCCUAAAUCUAUCUUUAAAAACAUUUUGUUUGCAGCACAGAUGUUUUUAUAGUGGGAUUGUGAAGGUUUGCACUUUUAUAUAUUAAUACUUUUCUUCUGUACUACAUAUGCAUGUUCCUUCUGUUCCUCUGCCUCUUUUAAAUCACUUCAACUACAGAAUUAGACUGAUUUAUGUUAGUAACAGUGUGAUAUGAAUGUUUUACUGGUGCUGAUUAAAUGGCUGCUUGUAUUGGAAUUUUAAAGGCUCUUCUUAUAUUUAAGAACUUUGUACUGCUUGCAAUUAAGAAGUUGCCAAAUACCACUUGUAUCUGAAGCAAUGUAUAAUCUUGGAAAGAAUGCCCUUAGUAACCAAAUCAGAAGAAUGAAAAGGUUUCUUUUUUGAAGUAAAGAACCAUAAUGAAGCCUUGGGGUUGAUUUCUGCUGCCUAGAGUAAGGCCUGCCAAUAAAAUUUUGGCUUGAUGCAAUAGCCUGUUUUUCUUCAGGCUUUUCUACGUCAAGAGUCCUAUGCACUGGAGUUUCUUUAUGAAGACAGAUUAAUAAGGAAAGUAACUUAUUAAUGUUUACUGUCAAGUGGAAGAGUGGAUUAAAACAAAACCGUGAAAUAAUGAUUUGGAAGCCUGGCUGCACUUGGAAUGUAUAAAAUUUGUUUCCAAGGAAACUUUAAACACUACAUUUGCCUGGAGUGAAAUAGCACCUAGGUCAUAAACACAGAACUUGUGAAAAAUGUGGAAUGAUAUUGUCAUUUCCCCCACCCCAAAACUGAAAGCAUUAGAUAGUAUAGAGAAAGUAAAUGUCUGACUUUCAUGCCCAUACCCUUCUAAAAACAUUCAUACAUAUGGAGGUAUAUUAAUUACUGAAGUAGUAAAAUUCCAUUGUAAUCUUAAACUUUAUAUAUGUUGUCAAAGUCACACAAACGUUAUACUUUCUAUUCAUUUAAAUAUCUUUACUCCUCUGUUGACAUCUUAAAAACAAGUUGAAAUCUGCUGACAAUGCAUAGUAAAUUCCAGAAAUACAGGAUAUUGUAUUAUAAAAACUUUCAUAUAGUUAUUCUGCCGUAUUAACAAGUAAAAUCAAUUAUUUACUGCAGCAAAAUUUGUAAUUAUUUACUUAAUAAAAUAAAUAUUUAAUAUCUUACGUCUCUUGGCAUUCUAUCAUUCUGUUGCCCUCUUAAGCAAAUAUAAAUAAUGGGGAAUUAUUGUACCACAUGGUCAUACAAUCUCCCUUUUCUGAAGAAUAUGAGUAUGUUGCCCAUCUUACGAGUGGGUAGGGAUGUCAACAUCUGAAGAAAGUGUUUAGUGACAGAAUCACAAAUUUGAAAACGAAAAAUGCUUGGCUUAUGCUGUGUGUGUGUGUGUGUGUGUGUGAUCUAUCUCUCCUCGAAGAGAGGGUAUGACUGGCUGGAACUCUGAACAGGCUCCACACUGCAAUGUUUUGUGGCAGGUCCCACAUACAUCUAUAACAUCCUCAGGUUGUUGGGGCUGGCAGCCAGUCCAAGAAUAAAGCCUGCUACCAAUAUAUAACAUAGUGGAAGAUGGCCUUGAGAUGGGAAGCAAAUGAAAUGUGUCCUUUAUUCCUUCUUACUCUGCCGCCCCCAAGAGGGCUGAACAAUAAUACCUUUUGGGGAUGGGGAUACACUGCAACAUUCCACACAGCCUGAUUACCUUGCUGUGUUUAUCCACAUAUAUGGGCUAUCUACAGGACUUAGUAAUCUAUUUAGUCUUUACAAUACUACUAAGAUCUCACUACCUUAUGUUGGCUGUUCUAAAAUUCUAAUACAUGUUCUUAUUGCCUGGAUUACUAUAAUGUCUUGGUCCCAGUUUCUCUCUCUAAAUGUCUUCUAUCCUUAGCUCUGUGGCCAUCUAAUAUUUGGCUCACUGUUUAAAAGCCACAUCACUACACCAUUCAUUCACUCAUUUUGCAUUUAGUUCAAACAUCUUGGUAUUGGCUCUUCUUUUAUCUCUACACUAGUCAUACUUCUUUCAUCUAAUACAGAGGUAGGGAACCUGUGAGAUGCUGGCAGGGGCUAAUUAGAGUUCAGCAAUUCUGGAGCGCCAAAGGUUUCCCUGUUCCUGAUCUAAUACUGACUUACCUGCUUAACCUCUAGUUUCUUGUGCCAUUUAUUUCUGCCAGUUCUCUGCAACAGUUCAUGCACCUAGUCUAUGCACCUGUCUUCCAUUAUUAUUAUUAUUAUUAUUAUUAUUAUU